AUGCCUUCCUACGGCCAUCAACCUGGUGGGCUAGCCUUGCCAGGCUGGUUUCUCUUCCUCCGCAUUGCCCAGGGUGCCCUCGCCCUCUUGAUCCUCAUUUUGACUGCAGUCGCCGCGUCGAAGUUCCUCGGUGGCGUUGAUGUUCAAUAUUUGGUUGAUCCGUAUCCAGGUUUUGGGUUCGCUUGGUUCGCUUUCGCGUGGACUGUCGUCUACCUCCCCAUCGCCGUCUUCGUGCUCCCCAAGAUUGCCGCCAAAUUCAAGCCCAUGAUCAUCGUCCUGGUGCUCGAGCUCCUUAGCACCCUCUGGUGGCUGGUCACUUUCGCCCUCCUGGCGGACGACAGCAGAAAAUUGGGCCUGUGGAUCAACGAGCUUGGUAUCGGAAGUUACUGGGACGGCUAUAAGCCUGCACUGGGGAUGACCCAGGCGAGCGCCGUAAUUGGGGCUGUGGAAUUUGUUCUUUUCGCGGUUGCAUCAGCGGUGAUUAUCAUCAACAUGGUGAACAAGCACAAAGAUACCCAAUUCAAUGCUCCCACUGUGAAUGUCCAAGAAUGGACCCCACAGGUACAACCACCACAUGGCACAGAGCUGGCUGCUACUCGAUAUCCUUAA
Molecule: messenger RNA, 609 nt
Organism: Rhinocladiella mackenziei CBS 650.93
Lineage: Eukaryota; Fungi; Ascomycota; Eurotiomycetes; Chaetothyriales; Herpotrichiellaceae
Exons: 4
Coding region: 1-609 (202 amino acids)
Cellular component (GO): membrane
Source: RefSeq, a predicted model, not a curated record